This is a messenger RNA of Pteropus alecto (black flying fox), 4964 nucleotides long. It is a transcript of the gene CDK14, whose product is annotated as cyclin dependent kinase 14. The transcript has 15 exons. Gene Ontology annotation, biological process: protein phosphorylation. NCBI's taxonomy places the organism in Eukaryota, Metazoa, Chordata, Mammalia, Chiroptera, Pteropodidae. Bases 139 to 1548 code for a protein of 469 amino acids. Gene Ontology annotation, cellular component: cytosol; nucleus; cytoplasm. The record is from RefSeq and is a predicted model, not a curated record. Gene Ontology annotation, molecular function: cyclin-dependent protein serine/threonine kinase activity; cyclin binding; ATP binding.
GCGCGUCGCCUCCCGGCCGGAGGAGGAGGUGGAGGCGGAGGAGGAGGCGCCGCCUUCCCGGUGUCGCGCGCCCUCGCCGUUGUCUGCGCUCCGCUCUGGACCAGUUUGGGGAAGUUGCCGUGUCCCGGUGUCGCCCAGAUGUGCGAUCUCAUUGAGCCGCAGCCGGCCGAGAAGAUCGGCAAGAUGAAGAAGUUGCGGAGAACUUUGUCGGAGAGUUUCAGCCGCAUUGCUUUGAAGAAAGAUGACACCACCUUUGAUGAGAUAUGUGUCACAAAGAUGUCUACACGGAACUGCCAGGGAAUGGACUCAGUGAUCAAACCCCUGGACACAAUUCCUGAGGAUAAAAAAGUCAGGGUUCAGAGGACACAGAGCACUUUUGACCCGUUCGAGAAACCAACUAACCAAGUAAAGAGGGUGCAUUCGGAGAACAAUGCUUGCAUUAACUUUAAGACCUCCUCCACGGGCAAAGAAUCUCCUAAAGUUAGGCGGCACUCCAGCCCCAGCUCGCCGACGAGUCCCAAAUUUGGAAAAGCUGACUCAUAUGAAAAACUGGAAAAACUAGGAGAAGGAUCUUAUGCUACAGUAUACAAAGGGAAAAGCAAGGUAAAUGGCAAGUUGGUAGCCCUGAAGGUGAUUAGGCUGCAAGAAGAAGAAGGUACACCUUUUACAGCUAUCAGGGAAGCUUCUCUGUUAAAAGGACUCAAACAUGCUAACAUAGUGUUGCUUCACGACAUCAUCCACACGAAGGAGACGCUGACGCUUGUGUUUGAAUAUGUGCACACUGAUUUAUGUCAGUACAUGGACAAGCACCCUGGGGGGCUACAUCCUGACAAUGUGAAGUUGUUUUUAUUUCAGUUGCUGCGAGGGCUGUCUUACAUCCACCAGCGUUAUAUUUUGCACAGAGACCUGAAACCACAGAACCUUCUGAUCAGUGACACGGGGGAGUUAAAGCUGGCAGAUUUCGGUCUUGCAAGAGCAAAAUCUGUCCCUAGCCACACGUACUCCAAUGAAGUGGUUACCUUAUGGUACAGACCUCCAGAUGUCCUCCUGGGCUCAACCGAAUAUUCCACCUGCCUUGACAUGUGGGGAGUUGGCUGCAUCUUUGUUGAAAUGAUCCAAGGAGUUGCUGCUUUUCCAGGAAUGAAGGACAUUCAGGAUCAACUUGAACGAAUAUUUCUGGUUCUUGGAACGCCAAAUGAGGACACUUGGCCUGGAGUUCAUUCUUUACCACAUUUUAAACCAGAACGCUUUACCCUGUACAGCUCUAAAAACCUUAGACAAGCAUGGAAUAAGCUCAGCUACGUGAAUCAUGCAGAGGAUCUGGCCUCCAAGCUCCUACAAUGUUCCCCAAAGAACAGACUAUCGGCACAGGCUGCCUUGAGCCACGAGUAUUUUAGUGACCUGCCUCCACGGCUAUGGGAACUGACCGAUAUGUCUUCUAUUUUUACCGUCCCAAAUGUACGAUUGCAGCCAGAAUCUGGAGAAAGCAUGCGGGCCUUUGGGAAAAACAAUAGUUAUGGCAAAAGUCUAUCAAAUAGCAAGCACUGAUGAGUACAACGUUCUCAAGAGAGCACAGGAUUAAGUUGUCGUCAGUCUAGGAAGAAACAAAAACAUUAAUGAAGUGGCCAAUAACACGAAGGGAAUCAUGGAUCAGUUUCCUUUCACUCCCUGUGGUGGAUUUCACUUACAAGAAAAUUGAAGCUGGCAAGACCCUGUUUUCUCUGCAAUUUAUUUAAAACCUUGCACGCAUUUGGAUACCUUGUGAUUUCCAAGAACUAUGUGAAGAUUAAGCUUUGCUUACUGAUACAUGGCAUGUAUUCUUUUCAGUCUUUUGUAUUUGAUUUUGUUUGAUUUCCCUCUACAGCGCAGCGUCUCUGUAAAGGUUUUUAUACCUUUACCAACCAUGUCUUAAAUACAUUAAGACAACACAUUUGGUGUUCACACUUCUUCAGUAACAUCUGUACUUGAAAGCCACAUAGUGGCAUAAAACCAUGUGUGUUUUCCUUGAGAUCAGUGCACAUUUUGCAACCACCAGGAAGGAGAUGUUUAGCUAAAGCAAACCCAUGUUCUCUGGCUGACUUGACAACUUGGUCCCUGGCCGUGGGGCCCCACUUAUUGCCUAUCUUUUGAGGACAUUUGCAGAUGUGGUUUUGGUUUUUGUUUUUGUUUUUGUUUUUCUUGGAAAUAACUGCACAUUUAUAUAAGAUAUCAGAAUAUGCUUAGCAUUUUCAGGCCACAUAGCAUGACUGUUUGUUGAGUAGGUUGGAAGUGAAGAAACAAGUAUCAAGCAUUUGGAACAAAAAUAGGGAUAAAUUGCUUACUUUUCAGCCUCUGGAGAUUGAGGUAACUUUUUACAUGUUUUCUGGGUCUUGUCAACAUCUUAUUUUUCCAUCCACUCUUUCAUACUUUAUGAGUAUUUUCUGAAUGGAGAAAAAAGUGAGGAACAAAAUAUUUAAAACUGGGUGCACAAGAAUUGGGUCUGCUGGAUGAGCCCUGAAAGCCGUCUUUGCUAGUUAACAUUUAAAAAGCAAAUUACGAAGUUAUCUAGAGUUAAACAUUUGCUCAUUUACACCAAAGCACCUUUAAAUUACAUUUUUUCAAGCAUUCCAAGCUGGUUGGAAGUCAUCAUUGGGUAACCUAACUUUAAACAGCCUCCUGGAAAAACUGUUCGAAUGCAGGCUUUAGAAGCAAUAUAGGAGUCUUGCUUUAAAGAUGGGAAGAGGAAAAAGAAAGGCCGACUUCCCUUGUUUGAGAUGUUGAGAGACCCUGGAGGAUGAAGGCGAGUAUGUGACAUGGAGGAAAAAGUGGAUUGGGCGUUCGCGGAGCUUUGAUGUAGAGGGAGCGCUGUCUGAUGCAGGUGUCACCCAGUGGGGCAGGCCUCACUGCAGAAUCCCAGAUAAUACUGAGGCCAAGGGGGCGGUUAGGAAAUUCCUCUCAAGCCUGAAACCUAGUUCCUCAGGACGCAAAUUCCUAUAGAGAUAUUCACGUACAUUGUUUUACAUUUUCCCUAUUAGUCAGAAAGAAGGAGAGACCAAAAACUUGAAAUGCAAUGCACUUUUGGAGAUCAAGACUAGGAAUUACGAGCCAGUUUGACAAAGACUUUCUCUGAGAGUCAGGUGAGGGAAAAAUUUUUCUCUUGUCAACCCCAGUAUAGCUAGGGAAUUGGACCCAGAAUUCCUAAACAUUAAAAUGGUACCUUCCCUAGAGUGGAGUGUGAGUAUAUAUUCAAGGUCACAAUCCAUACUAUCCAAAAGUAGCAUUCGUUGUAAGCUUCUAAGUGCUAAGCAAGGAAUUAUUUACUGAUUGAUUUUAAAGAGAGCAAAAGUUGCCCAAGGCUAGAAUGUUUAUUAUUUGCUAUCUAGAAAUCUUUCCCAUUCUUUUGUACAUUCCAACCCAUUGGAAGUUAGAGGUUUUUCGAUUUAAGAUGUACUUAAAUUAGGAUUUCUUAAAGUAAAUAUGGAAAAGAAAAUCUUACGUGCAAUCAAAAACAGCCUUGCCUAUGAUUUGUCUUGAAUUAUUCAUUUGGGAGAGAGGCAUAACUUUUGUAUUUUACCAAGCAACUGAUGAUUAAAUCUUGCUACUUAAUAAGCUUUCUAACUUGAAAAUUUAAAGAUAUUUAGUGUUAAAAGACUUCAGUUAGGAGUGUUAGAGUCAUUCAGAGCUAAUAUGCCCCUGUCAUUGGUAGCUUCUCUUGGGAAAUGAAACAGAAUUCUACUCAGUGAUGGGGGAAAUCUGUCUCAUUACAGAGACAUACCUCUCAGAAGAUCUUAUUUAGGAGGUUUUAGUUCCCCAUCCUUGCCAUGGGUACAGGAAAUCCAAAGUUUGGUUUGUUUCUCUCUCCUUUCCUCUCUCAUUUGCAAAUCACAUUCUCCCUUUCCUUCUUUCUCCAGCUUCUCUAGCUGAGAAAUUAUAAAAAUUAUUGCAGAAUGUGUUCAUUAGCAGAUUUAUUAUUCUAUUGAGAAAGCACUGGACUGUUUUUGUGAGAAAGCUGGAAUAGUAAGAACACAUUAGCAUGGUGAUUGUAUCAAUGAGACAUGACUGCACACACAGUAUUCUGAAAGGAAAUUUGGGACUUCGUUUCCAUGUUCUUAAAGGAACAGUUUGGUUGACUUAAAAAUACAAUAUAAGUAGGACAUGAAAAAAACGUUUGCAGUGCUCAGAAAAAAAAACAGCGGCCAUAAGGCAGCGGUGGCUGUCCAUCCACUGAUACAAGGGUGAGAAGCUGUUUCUACCUCUCAAGAGUGAUGAGAAAAGUUUCCAGGGGCGCCUCCAGGCUUAUAGAGAAAGCAAAGCCUCUAGGUAGCCUUUCCUCAGUGUGUACGUGACAGCCAGUGUAAUCAGUACCCUAGGUCAUGUGUUUAUAUAAGAUAUUCAUCUGUGAAUAUUACUGGUUUUGUAAUCUUUGUUAUAUAAAAGGAUGUUUAGGCCGUACAUAACUGGGGUAGAUUAUUGCCUGCCCCCUAUACAUAGGAAAGUGCGGCAUAAUUGAGCAUAACUUCCAUCUCCCUUGCUGGCUUGUAGGCAGAGGAAACCACAUAUGUUACUGCCUUGUGAUUUUUCUCACACACCAAAAACAAAAACAAAAAAAAUCUCAAAUCACAUAAGCACUCUCCUAUUCUCAUUCCUUUCUCACAGUAGCAUAUUUUAGAGGCACAUACAAAAUCUACAUUCUCUAAUCGAGAGUGGAUUUUUUAAAUUUUUCUUUUAUCUUUUUUUCUUUUUUUUGUAUGAUACACUGAGAUGUGUACUUUCUAACAAAGGGUUGGUACCUAAGAAAUGUGCUAGCAUCAUUCAGAAAACUAUUAUUCUUCAAAGUGACACAUAAUAAGGAGAAUGGAAUAAUACAUUCUGCAUAUUUGUUACCAAUUGUAAUUUGUCUGUAUUAUGAAAGAUGUAAUGGUUUGUCAGCUGUCACUGUUGUUUUCUUGUAACAUGAUAUGGAAUAAAAUAUAGCAGAAUCUCUA